Messenger RNA from Drosophila persimilis, 2292 nucleotides. RefSeq names its product another transcription unit protein (gene Atu). The record is from RefSeq and is a predicted model, not a curated record. The transcript is spliced from 4 exons. Gene Ontology annotation, biological process: transcription elongation by RNA polymerase II; positive regulation of transcription elongation by RNA polymerase II. Bases 40 to 2199 code for a protein of 719 amino acids. Gene Ontology annotation, molecular function: RNA polymerase II C-terminal domain phosphoserine binding. Gene Ontology annotation, cellular component: nucleus; Cdc73/Paf1 complex. Lineage: Eukaryota; Metazoa; Arthropoda; Insecta; Diptera; Drosophilidae.
AGACAGAGAUCGGAACUUUAAUCAAAAAUCAAACAAAUUAUGGGCGACCCAACCUCAGAUGAUGAAAGUGGCUCGUCUGGUUCCAGUCGCAGUGGCAGCCGCAGUCGCAGUGCCACUCCGCACGGUAGCGCGCCGGGUUCUCCACGAAGUCGUAAAUCUGGAAGCGGAAGUCCCCGUUCACGUUCCGUCUCGAGAUCAUCCCGAUCAGGCUCUGACUCGCACCGCAGUGCCCGUUCGGGGUCGGUCCAUAGUCGCCGUUCGGGAUCCAGGCAAAGUCAUCGCUCUGAGUCGACGCACAGCAGACACUCUGGAUCAGUCCACAGCAAACGAGCUGGCUCUGUCCGCAGUAAACGCUCUGGGUCUGCCCAUAGCAAACGCUCUGGAUCUGCGCAUAGCAAACGCUCUGGGUCUGCCCAUAGCAAACGAUCUGGGUCAGCGCACAGCAGACGAUCUGGCUCUGCCCACAGCAGACGAUCUGACUCUGCCCACAGCAAGCACUCUGGUUCUCCCCAGAGCAACCGAUCCCACAGUCGCAGCCGCAGUCGCUUCCGUAGCGCCACACCGAAAGGCAGCGGGAAUGAGGAAUCGCGCUCGAAUUCUCCAAAUCUUCAAAUUGACGAUGAACGCGCCAACUCAAAGAGUAAGAGCCGCAGCCGCAGCGGCAGUCGCACCUCCAGGUCCCGCUCCAAGACGGGUUCGGCACGUUCCAAGUCGGGCACUCCCUCGCGUAGCCGGAGUCGUAGCGGCUCUGGAUCCGGCAGCGACAUUGCUGCGCCCAAAAAGAUGCCGCGUCGGGCAAGUGGCUCGGAAAAUGAGAAACGCAAGAGCGGAAGCGACAGUGACAUGGAAACCUCACCCACAAAGGCCAAGAAGUCGCGUUUGAUUGACUCGGAUAGCGAAAGCGACAAGGAAGAGACCAAGAAAGCUCCUGCCGCCGCGGACAUCUUUGGCGAUGCGGAUGACAUCAGCGAUGACGAGGAAGAGCCGCCGACCACAAGAAAAUCUCCACGUUCGCGAAGUCGCAGCAGGAGCAAGUCCCGAUCUCGUAGUCGCUCCGUAAGCCGUUCUCGAUCUCGGUCCAGGUCCAGGUCCCGGUCUCGGUCCCGCGCCAGAGCGCGCCCGGAAGCAGCGCCCAAGGAGUUGGAGCCGGAGCCAUUGCCCGAAACACGAAUCGAUGCGGAAAUCCCGCGCAUAGCUGCGGAUCUCGGCAAGGAGCAGCACUUCAUCAAGUUGCCAAAUUUUUUGUCUGUGGUUACGCAUCCCUUUGACCCGGAGACUUACGAAGACGAGAUUGACGAGGAGGAGACCAUGGACGAGGAGGGCCGCCAGCGCAUCAAGCUCAAGGUGAGCAACACCAUCCGUUGGCGCGAGUUCAUGAACAACAAGGGGGACAUGGUCCGGGAGUCGAACGCCCGGUUCGUGCGAUGGUCGGAUGGGAGCAUGUCCCUCCACCUGGGCAAUGAGAUCUUUGACGCCUAUCGACAGCCCCUGCUGGGCGACCACAACCAUCUCUUCAUACGCCAGGGCACCGGUCUCCAGGGUCAGGCCGUGUUUCGCACCAAACUGACCUUCAGACCGCACUCGACGGAGUCGUUUACUCACAAGAAGAUGACCAUGUCGCUGGCGGACCGCUCGAGCAAGACCAGUGGCAUCAAGAUACUCACGCAGGUUGGCAAGGACCCCACCACCGACCGCCCCAGCCAGCUCAAGGAGGAGGAGGCCAAGCUGCGCCAGGCCAUGCGCAAUCAGCACAAGGCACAGCCAAAGAAGAAGAAGGCUGGGACGGGAGAGCCGCUCAUCGGCGGUGGCACCUCCUCUUACCAGCACGAUGACGGCAGCGACGACGAGAAUGCCAUCAGCCUUAGCGCCAUAAAGAAUCGCUACAAGAAAGGAUCCGCCGGCGGCGUCCAGCCCGAGCCCAAGGCUUCCACCAUCUACUCCUCAGACGAGGAUGAGGGCUCCGACUUCGAGGCGCGCCGCAGCAAGAAGGUGGACAAGGCCAAGGCCAGCAAGGCACUCAGGGACUCCGACAGCGAGUCCGACGCAGGAAGUGCCAAGAGCGCAAAAAGUGGCGGCCGAGCGGGCAGCGCCAGCGGCAGCGACGACGAGGGAAGCCGCAAAAGCGGCACCAGCAAAUCCGGCAGUGGCAGUGGGAGUGGAAGCGGUUCCGGCAGCGGCUCAGGAAGCGACAAUGAAUGAAUUAUCUAUUAGAUCUGUCUAUUUCCUUGAUUCUUGUAAUAAAAGCUUAAAGAGUUGGUAUUCCCAGAUUGCACAAUAUUUUAUACUCGCAUC